This is a messenger RNA of Sinocyclocheilus anshuiensis, 1497 nucleotides long. Its product is annotated as protein FAM151B-like. The record is from RefSeq and is a predicted model, not a curated record. The transcript has 6 exons. Lineage: Eukaryota; Metazoa; Chordata; Actinopteri; Cypriniformes; Cyprinidae. Bases 79 to 975 code for a protein of 298 amino acids.
UUCAUGCUACCGGUUUAGGAAGUUAGCUGUCGUAAUGUAAAUGUUAUGUUCGAAAAAGUAAACUACUUAUAACAAUAUAUGGCGUUAGUUAAACAUAAAUGGUAUCGUUUUAUCUUAUGUACAACAGUUAUCGCAUCUUUUGUCGUUUGCUACCUCAAACUACACUCACUGUCAAACUCCAAAGGACCAAUGAGCGAACAUACACUGGAAUAUUUCCUCGACAAGGGGACGAUACAAAGAAAAGAUGCUGCUGAUAUCGAGUGGUAUCAUGCAGCAAACAGUAAGAGCAAACUCACAGAGGCUCUACAAGAUUCUGCGCAGAUGAUUGAAGCAGAUGUACUUCUAAACGGUCAAGAUCCAAAAGUGCCUAUUAUGGCUCACCCACCUGACAAUGACAGUGAUAUAACUCUGCAGGACUUUCUUAAAGAAGUUGUGAAAUCAGACAAAGGAAUAAAAUUGGAUUUCAAAAGUCUCGCAGCUGUAUCCCCAUCCAUGACUCUACUGGAAGAGGUCCGAGAUCAGCUGCAGGGACCCGUGUGGAUCAAUGCUGAUAUUCUCCCUGGCCCUAGAGGCACAGCCACCCCUCUGGACCCUCAUGUGUUUCUACAGGAAGUAGCGCAAAAAUCUGAAAAUGAUGUUCUCUCUUUGGGUUGGACCACUGGGUGGGACGUAGAUGCAGACAAUCCCGGUUAUAGCUGGGAGAUGGUUCAUCAGAUGGAAGAAUUAUGCAGAUCCCUAAAGCAACCAGUCACAUUUCCAGUCCGAGCAGCUCUCCUUCCUGUGUCCUUCCCACAGUUCCAGUGGCUCUUGAAGCAGUCAGACCGAUACAGCCUGACUGUAUGGACAGGCAAACAUGAUGUUCUUACAGUGGAGGAUCUGUUGCUCUACAGGCAAAACUUCAGCAAAACCAGGAUCUACUAUGACCUGUUAGAAUCUCAGAUCAAACAGUUUAAAGGACUACCUGUCUACACCUAAAAAGCAAAUACACUUACUGAUGUUGUCUUUGAGAUGUAAAACAGCAAUAAAACACUAUAUAUGUAAUGUAACAAAACAGUGUGAACACACUAAUCACACUAUUUAUACUAAAAAAACGGUUUGGAAUAGUGCAUAAAUACGUGAACUGGGAUUCACCUAUCAACAUGUACACUGUAUUUGAGUCAGACAAUAAGGUUUAAACACGCAUUUCAUUGGUUGUCAUGCUUAUUUACCCACUAAUGUACAAAGAGACACAAAUACAACUCUCAGAGAAAUUUUAUAUUUUUGUAAUUUACGUUUGCAUUUUGUAACAUUUUGUAUAUUUGAAUUUUGUCAUCACAAAUGCAUAAUAAAUUUAUGGAAAAAGUGUUUAUGCCUCUAACAUUCACAUCAGUUCGAAAUUUUGGGGUCGGUAAGAUUUGUGAUGUUUUUGUAAGAAGUAUGCAAUUUGCACAGUUGCUUUUUGUUGUAUAUUACUAUUCCCAGAAGAAAAUUCAAUAAACAGUUGUUAAAAAAAAAAAA